AUGAAGCAAUCAACCUCGUACUUGAGUGGUACAUGGCUCAUGACUCACAGCACAAACCUCAUCUUCGGCGUCGUCGUGAGGGAGGGGAGCUCAGACUGGUUCGCACAGCUCCAGGCCGCCGCAAUGCCCCCUGUGGUUGGGUGGUGGAAGACGAUCGUGUGGGAUCGCUGCGUCGAUCCGCUUAAUCGAGGCUGGCUCGUCCUUGUGCUGCGGCAGCAGAUACAGUAG
Messenger RNA from Sparassis crispa, 228 nucleotides. RefSeq lists its product as hypothetical. The record is from RefSeq and is a predicted model, not a curated record. The transcript has a single exon. The coding region runs from base 1 to 228 and encodes 75 amino acids. NCBI's taxonomy places the organism in Eukaryota, Fungi, Basidiomycota, Agaricomycetes, Polyporales, Sparassidaceae.